Molecule: messenger RNA, 5979 nt
Organism: Lytechinus pictus (painted urchin)
Lineage: Eukaryota; Metazoa; Echinodermata; Echinoidea; Temnopleuroida; Toxopneustidae
Product: coiled-coil domain-containing protein 92-like
Exons: 3
Coding region: 322-1248 (308 amino acids)
Source: RefSeq, a predicted model, not a curated record
CUUGCAAUAAUUUUUUUCUUUGUAUUGUUUUGUUGUUGGCGACGGGAGCUCCGGCCACAUACCAAUUACGUAGCUACUGCAGCAGCCAGAGGCAGCAGCCCAGCCAGCAUAGCACGGCUCAGCUCAGGGAAGCGCAGGCCGGCGAGAAGAGGGUACCGUAUAUCGAUCCGUAUAUGGCCGCCGCUGAUGUAAACACUACCACAGAAAACGGAAUAGACGUGACAACGUAUCUUAACCAGCUGGAUCUUCACCUACAUCGAUUCCUUUGUCCAUGUUUGAAAUGUCCGAUACAUUCUUCGUAAGAUUUUAGGAGAAUAAAGAAUGGCUGCUCCGGUGGAGGUAAAGCUGAGGAAUGCAGAGAGCUCGAUUCUCUUCAUGCAGCAGGAGCAUGCAAAGACACUCCAGGCCCUCCACCAGGAACUCCACAAGCUGCAGAAGAAAUGUGCUGAACUCAACUUUGAACUUGCCAUGAAAAGUGAUGAUGUCGAUGAAGAGAAAUACAAGAGUGAGAUUGAGGCUUUAACGGCGAAACUGGGCGAGAAGGAGAAAGAAUGCAACCAAUUAAAAACAGAUAGAGACACCAACCAUGAUAGGUUGAAUGAACUAGAACAGCAGAUGAAGGUGAGAGAGAAAAUAUUUCAAGACGACCUUGCCCAAAGGCAGCAAAAGAUUUUGACUUUGACGGCAGAGCUGGAGCAGCGCUCCGGUACGAUUGCCUACCUGACUACCCAGCUUCAUCAGCUCAAACGGAAAGAAAUUAAACCAACAGUAGAACACGUUAGGAGUGAUCCAGAGAGGAAUCAGAGCCCUGCGCCUCCCAAAGACCCGGCCCCUCCCAGGACCCGGCGAUAUAAUAUUCGCACCGGAAAUGGUCCCGUCAAAGGGGUACAUCCCGUGAACUGCUUACGCAACGAUGCCAACAUUCCCCAACCAAGUCAAGUGCAAUCUCACAUGUUCAGCCGCUUUCGCCGCAUCGGACCGCCCCCGAAGACAGCGAACCCCGUCUUGAGGAGCAGGGGAUGCGAGGGGGUGCGGGAUGUUACCGCCUUUAUCGCCCAUGUGGACACCCAAGGGAGGGAGGUUGAAGUGAAGCCUGUACCCUCUAUCUUGCCCCCCAUUACCCCCCAGGAUGCAGUGAGAAGAGAAUAUUCCCUGUCCGCAGAGAUCGAGACUUUGGCCAUUGACAAGCCUUACGGUGCCGAUAGUUCUCUUAGGUCACCUAAUCACUCCCCAUUACACACAGACUAAAUCAUUUUCACUUCUAACAAAAGCAAAAACAUUUCCUACCCGAGCUAGCAGCUUUAUUCAUGAUCACAGUGCUUAAAGUAAGAAAGCUUUCUUAAUUAAUACAUAUCAAAUGUACUUACUGACAUGAUUUUUGCUUUACUGAUUGCAGUAUAAUCGCAGACAAUACCUUGGAACUGCAUGCACAUUUUCACAGGUCUGAAAUAUCAACCAAUCAUUUAUGUGAAGAUUUAUAUACCUGCACUGUCAAAACAAACAUAGUAGGCGUUUGCAGUGUGGUACAUCCUACAUGUACCUCUCAAGUGGUUGACAUUUAUCUGAAUAAUUGGUCAACUAUUUUCUCUAUGAAGGUAACCAUAACCUUGAAAUGGUUUUUCAUAAUUUUAGCUCAAAAUUCUUCCUUUCGAGAAGUAUGUAUUCGUAUCAAGCCCGAUUCAUUUGAUUGUUUAAUGUUUUCUUGCCAUACAUAUUUGAUGUAUUCAAAUUGUGAAUUAUGAUGUCAAAUCUUCCAUUUUCUUCUGCCUUGAAAUCUUGAAAUCAUGGUUACACAUCAGAAAUGUAUCUGUUUGGGAUAUAAGUUUUGUGAUUUUGCAAUGCUUUGAUAGGUGUGUAUAAUUUUGAUGUGUAGUGUUGGACCAUGAAGAAUAUACAAAAAAUCAACAGUGAGUUGACAAGCAGAAGGCCUUUACUAAAAAAAAAGGAAUGCGUUAGAGUAAAUGUGAAAUACAUUUAUAGAAAAGUAAUUUUGUUAAGUUUUCUAUCAAGAAAUAUAUCAAUUACUCAAAUUAAAUGAAUCUAAGAGUCUCAUUAAGCUCAUGAUUAAAAAAGAGCACCUUUUAAUUGUGAAAGUCGGAAUGAAAGAAAUGCUGUAACAUUCCUCAAGUGUCGAGUUAUGUCCUUCUGCAUGUCAACCCCUCAUACUGAUCACCUUGAUGAUGUAAAUAUUUUUUCUCUGACGCUUUUUAAGUCUGAAUUGAAAAUAAUUAUUUUUUCUGUCUUAUAGAGAGGCAUUAAGAGGAAGAUUAUUCUGCUUGCAGUUUAUAAACUUGAGAUGAAUAAAUUGACAAGUGGAUUCAUUUUUUUACCAAUCAUGAGAAAUACAUGACAAAUAGAACUUAGAUAAGAGAUAAACUAUUACAUUUUAAAUGUGAGUGUAUUUUUAACUGGAGAAGUAGUUAUUGUGGCUUUUUAUGUACAUGUCAGUGUUUACUGGUUAGUAAUCUGUAUGUACAUAUAAAUCAAUUAAAAAAUCCUCAUAAUUUUAAUUCCAUGUUUAUACACUUACAGUGGUAUUCAAUAGGGUUUUAAACUAGACUAUACUAAUUUUUGUGUGCACAGUACAUGUUAAUGGGGAUGUUAAAUAUUCUCAAACUUUGUAGGAAAAUUUGUGCCAGGUAUUGUUGUGAUUUGGAAACUUACAGAUUGUCCUAUUUUCUUUUACAGUAUAUGUAUUUUCACUACUUUCAUUGGGUAUUGCAACAAAUUUUCAAGAUAUAGGGAAUAAUCCUAGACAUGAAUUGUAGCUACUUGCAUGUAGUCUUGCAAUAUGCACAUCUAGUUGGCCGUGUAUGUCGUAAUGCGGUUGUUACUAGAAUAUCUUGCUUUAAGCAUAUAAUCUGUAUGACUAAAUAAAAAGAAAACACCCCCCCUUACAAUUGCUUAAUGUUGGAAUUUGAGGAGAACUUAAAGAAAAACCAAGAUACGAAUUAAAGCUAUAUAAUUCUCAGCUAGUUUAUAUUUCUGCAUCAAUUGUUACAAAUGGAAGUGAAACAGAGUGAUAAUUAUCUAAAUCAUUUUGAAGUGAGUAUAUUUUGCUGAAGAAAGACCCAAAUUACAUUUACCCAAAUCUAUCUACCCUGAUUGCUUCUAAAAUACAUCAAUUAUGAAUGUAAUGGCCACCGCACACCUUACGACUGUUCCCGAUCAGAUUUUGGAACAAAUCGCAUUUUGCUCAGUUUCUGAAAAUGUGAAUAGAACAUAUCAUUUUAUUUGAGGUUUAAAUUAAUUGAAAAAAUGCUUACAUAACCAUUUUGAAAGAUUGCAAGCCUUUAUUUCGGAGUAAAGGCCAAAUUAGUUUCAAAUCGUAGCCAAUCGUGCGACUGCUAUGACGUCAUUACGACUAGAUAUUCAAUUCGCUUUUAUUCUAAUAAGGAUGAUAGCAUAGUCACAGAUUUGAACAUAGGUAUUCGUGCGAUGAUUUAGAACAUUACACAGUAAGAUAUUCCAAGUCUCAAAGUUAGCAUCAAAUUCUACUACAUUUUAUUCUGAAAUCGGAUCGCAGACCAAUCAUAAGGUGUGCGGUCGCCUUAAUGUGCACUUGCAAUAUCCUGUUCAAGAACCAUUGCAAAUGGAUUCUGAUCAGUUUUAUUGAAGUUGCGUGGAUGGUAAAGAUUUAACUUAACGUUAUAAUUUUACAUGGCAAUACAUUGUACAUGGUAGUGUGUACAACAAGUAUGUAUGUUCAUGUGAUUUGCCUAGUGACUGGGUGACGUUAUUGUAUGUUGUAUUGUAACUUCUGAAGGUUUCCAUGGUGAAGAAUGGUGUAGUAGGUUUCACUGUACACCAUGUAUCUUUCUUGGGCAAUUUGUUGAACUCGACGUUUCGACAAGUGUGUUCUUGACGUCUUCAGGAGAAUGUAUUUGUAUGUGUUGUAUUUGUGAGCAUCUUCUUUCACUUGCACAUGUUGUGUGACAGUAUUCAUUUGUCAUAUGUACAUCUAUUUAUGUUUUAAAACUAUAAACUCUUUUUAGAGAAAAGAAAGUAAAUUGUAAUUCUGUAUUCGUUGUUUUUUUCCCCCGGAAUUGAUUAUUGACUGAAAAUAUCUGAAUGAGAGCGUUAGGGGGAAAAUAAAAACUUUUUUUCAUUACAUUUAACCUGUUAUACACUUUAAUCAGGUGGUCCCUAUACAAAGCAUGUGGGGAUCACAGUUAAAUGAGUUAAUCAUCAGAUUGAAUUGAUGUUUAUGUUAAAUGAUACACCUUAUUAAGACUACCAUUCAAUUUUUGAGCGACAUACUUUGAUAGUAUUAGUAAACAAAUAAUACACAUCUGUGAUGGCGAAUUACACCCACAUGGUACUUUUGGAACAGUUCAAACAUUUUGUCUAUUUCAAGGUAACAGUUGUGUAUAAUACCUGAGCAAACAUGAUGUAUAUUACAGCAAGGCUCCACACUAACAUUUUUUCUUGGUGGCCGGAUUGGUCCAUCAAAAUCAUCAAUAUCAUAUUUUGGUGGCCCGCAAAGCAAAUUUAGUGGCCCUAAAAACCGAAAACACUACAAUUUAUGAAAACUUUGGUAACCCAACAGGGCCACCAAGUGUUGGUAUUUGCAUAAUUUUGGUGGCCCGACUCUCAUUUUAUUUGCCCCGGGCCACUGCUAAGGUCAAGCCCUGAUUACAGCAUGUUUUAUAAGAUUAUAGUGAUGUGGAUUUCUGUAUGAUAAACCAUUUUCAUCGCAAAACCUUGACCUUGUAUUUGUGAUUAAGUUAUAAUUCUUUGUUUCGUUUUUUUUUCUUUCUGAGACACACUGUAUAACAACAAUCAGAAAUGCAGUGGUCAUACAUGUUUCUGUACUGUAUCAAUACAGAUUCAUUGUAGAAAACUACAAUUAUUGAAUGAAAUGUCUGUUGGAGUUUCUUUGGAUGUUUCAUUUUAAAGCCAUUCAUCCGUUGCACGUAUGACUUUAUGAACGACUGAAACAUGCUCUUGUAUUAAAUGUGACACUGGUCAGUGGUCCCCAAGGAUACCGCUUGUGAUUGUAACAAAGUUGGAGUGAAUUCCUAUAAACCCUGAUUAAGUUUGGACAAGUGAUAAACUUUACAUUGAAGUGUUUGCUACCAAGAGGAAUUUUAAUCUGACACAGAUCAUAUUUAGCAUGGUCGAGCAUACUAUACUUGUACUUAAAGGACAAGUCCACCCCAACAAGAAGUUGAUUUGAAUAAAAAGAGAAAAAUCCAACAAGCAUAACACUGAAAAUGUCAUCAAAAUCGGAUGUAAAAUAAGAAAGUUAUGACAUUUUAAAGUUUCGCUUAAUUUCACAAAACAGUUAUAUGCACAUCCUGGCUGGUAUGCAAAUGAGGAGACUAUGACGUCAUCCACUCACUAUUUCUUUUGUAUUUUAUUAUGUCAAAUAUGAAAUAUUCUACUUUUCUCCUCAUUGGCAAGUGAUACAACGAUUAAUUCCUCCCUGAACAUGUGGCAUCAUCAUUGUUUAAUACUAUAUGUUUCAGUCAAGUUGCUCCUUAUUGUCAAAUCUAUAAAAAAUGAAAUAUUGUAUAAUCCAAACAAUAAAAAACAAAAGAAAUAGUGAGUGAUGGACAUCAUCGACUGACCCACCUAGUUGUGCAUAUCACUGUUUUGUGAAAAAUAAGCGAAAUUUUAAAAUGUCAUAACUUUCUUAUUUUACAUCCGAUUUUGAUGAAAUUUUCAGCACUAUACUAGUUUGAUUUUUCUUUAUUUAUUCAAGUCAGCAUUUUCCUGAGGUGGACUUGACCUUUAAAGUCAUGCUCAACAGUACCAACAGCUUAACCAUACUUCUUCCUGAUGGGCCAUCGGUGAAGAGACUUUGCCAUUCUUUCAUGAAGAUAGUGGCCUCUUUACGCUGUAAUUUAGACUUACCAUCCACGAAUUUUGUGAACUUUCCAAUGAAGCUGAGAAAGGAUUCUUUUCAAAAUGUUUGGUAUCUUAAAGAUACACUGUAUUUCUUCUGAAUAAAGAUUACACAUAAUAUAUUGCAAA